Cotesia glomerata is the source of this 559-nucleotide messenger RNA. RefSeq lists its product as uncharacterized. The record is from RefSeq and is a predicted model, not a curated record. Bases 5 to 559 code for a protein of 184 amino acids. The transcript is spliced from 2 exons. Lineage: Eukaryota; Metazoa; Arthropoda; Insecta; Hymenoptera; Braconidae.
AAAUAUGUAUUAUGCGAUUAAAUUCGCAAAAUUAGUGCUUGCAACAUUUUUUAUUAAUUAUAUUGCACUUAACGUUAAUGGCUUAGAAUGUUACGUAUGUGAAUCAAAACCAAGUUCAGCGGAUUACUGCGUGAAAAUCCACAACAACUUCAAAACCUACUGUCCAAGAAAAUACUGCACAAUUUUUCGCAAGGAGUUGCGGGACAUUUACGAAGGGAACAAUCAAUUGAAUUAUAUGAAUCGUUCGUGCUCCGACCAAAAAAUGCUCCCAGAACAAAUAAUUGUCGCUGACAGCCAAGUCAGAGUUUUCAAUACCGAAAAUUUCAGACGCCACAAUAUUGCAGUUAUUACAGAUGAGUUUCAAUAUUACUUUCAAAGUUGUGAAAGCGAUCUUUGUAAUAAUGGCGACGGUGUCGAGUCAUCAGACAAUGAUCCUAAGUCAAGAGUACUUAUUGUCCCGGGUAUAGGUACUAAUUUAGCGUCUAGUUUAUCGAGUUCCAAUUAUUUUAUUUUUAUAGCUUGUAUUUUUAUUUUUACGAAUAAAUUUAUUAAUUUUUGA